AGGAUUAGGAAGAACACACCCAGUGACAUCAGAGAGAUUUGAAGAAGAAGAAAAAAGUCUCAGCUCAGCCUGUGCAGAGACGGAUCAAGAGGACCGAAAGGUCCUUCCUGGUUUUGACAGGCUUUUGGCUCCGGAGACUUUAGAAACCAACUCCAGACUGCGCGUAAAGUUGUUACUGAAGCGAACCGUGGAGCGCAGAGAGUCGCGUUUCUCAAGAGAGGAUGUCAACUUCAGACGAGACUGACGGGAUCCGGCCGAGAUAUGGCUCUGUCUUGGAUGGAAUGGAGCGGCUCACGGCCGAGGAGAUGGAUGAGCGGCGGCAGCAGAACAUGGCCUACGAGUACUUGUGCCACCUGGAAGAGGCAAAAAGAUGGAUGGAGGCCUGUCUUGGCGAGGAGCUGCCUCCCACCACAGAGCUGGAGGAGGGGCUGAGGAACGGCGUCUAUCUGGCCAAACUGGGCAACUUCUUCGCCCCAAACACCGUAUCCCUCAAGAAGAUCUACGACCGUGAGCAGACGCGCUACAAGGCGACAGGUCUCCAUUUCAGACACACAGACAAUGUCAUUCAGUGGCUCAACGCCAUGGCAGAGAAGGGACUGCCAAAGAUCUUCUACCCUGAAACCACAGACAUCUACGACAGAAAGAAUAUGCCACGCUGCAUCUACUGCAUACACGCGCUCAGCCUGUACCUGUUCAAGCUGGGCCUGGCCCCUCAGAUCCAGGAUCUGUAUGGAAAAGUGGAUUUCACCGAGGAGGAGAUCAAUAACAUGAAGAGUGAGCUGGAAAAGUAUGGAAUCCAGAUGCCCGCCUUCAGCAAGAUUGGCGGGAUCCUGGCCAAUGAGCUCUCAGUGGAUGAAGCUGCAUUACAUGCUGCUGUGAUCGCCAUCAACGAAGCCAUCGACCAUGGCAUACCAGAGGGCACGUUGGCUGCCAUGCAGAACCCCAACGCCAUGCUGGUCAACCUGGAUGCCACCUCUGCCCACCUGUACCAUGACACACUGUACCAAGCCAAGGGAAAGAAGGUGGCCAACUCACGCAAACGGCAGAUGGAGAACGCUGAGGCAGAGAGAGACAUCUAUGAUGAGCUUCUCACCCAGGCUGAAAUCCAGGGCAACGUCAACCAGGUCAACUUGAGCAAUGCCUUGGGUGCAGCUGAUAAGGCUCUGCUGGGUGGUGAUGAGGAGAAGUUAUACGGGGCUCUGAAGGCCAUGAGCACCCAGAACCUGCAGGCCCAGAACAAAGGCUGGUACCUGAAACAGCUGCAGGGAGACCGUGAAAAUAAAGAGCAGAUGUCUCCUGGAGAAGCUCUGACUAAGGAUGAGUUGCAGAGCGGCGUGGACGUGGCCAAUGCAGUUGCAGAAGGCUACUCAAAGAUGUUGAAGGCAGUGGAACGCAUCAACGCUGCCGUCAGAGCAGGCGUGCCAGAGAACACGGUGGAAGAGUUGAUGAACCCUGACGCUCAGCUGCCCGAGGUCUACCCCAACGCUGCAGACCUCUACCAGAGAGAACUAGCCAGCCUGCAACAGCAGAGCCCAGAGGGCUCUCUGUCCCACCCCGAGCUGCUGGUUGCUGUGGAGAUGCUGUCAGCGGUGGUGCUGAUGAACGAGGCGAUGGACGUCGGAGACCGAGCCGCCCUCUGGAAGCAGCUGUCCAGCCCUGUCACUGGGCUCAGUAAUGUGGAGGAUGAAUAUGCACAGAGGUACAUGGAUGAACUGAUGCGUCUUAAGGCAGCAGCCAGAGCGGAAGGCAACGACUACCUGACCUGGAAUGACAUUCAGGCCUGUAUUGACCAGGUCAACCUGGCUGUACAUGAGGAGCAUGAACGUAUCGCUGCCAUCGGACUGAUCAACGAGGCCCUGGAUGAAGGGGAUCCCAUGAAGACACUGACCGCACUGCAGAACCCCUCAGCCAAGCUCACAGACGUGGACCCGCCCGUAGCUCAGCAUUACCACGAUAAGCUGCUGGAGGCCCGCAGAGAGAAGGCUCACGAGACCAAGGACCCCUCUGCUGUGUUGUGGCUCGAUGAGAUCCAGGAUGGUAUUCUGAAGGCUAACCAGGAUACAAAGGAAGCCUUACAGUUCUCCCAGACCAUCCAGGCCAUCAAUGAGGCGGUGGACAGUGGCGAUGCAGCUCAGACUCUGGCUGCUCUUCGUAACCCUGGGGCAGGACUGUAUGGUGUCACCUCUGAGUGUGCCCAGACCUACCAGGACGACUUGGCCAAGAUUAAAGAGGAGAAAAAGAAAGAAGGUGAUAAUGGUAGUGUCUGGGUGAAACACUGGGUAAAGGGAGGACACAACUACUACUACAAUCUGAAAAGCAAGGAGGGUACAUGGGUGGAGCCACAGGACUUCCUGCAGAACAACACCCAGCUCAACAAGGAGGACAUCCAGUCGGUAGUUUCCGGGGUAACCACAGCCUACAACCGAGAGCAGCUGUGGUUGGCCAAUGAGACCUUAAUUACCAAACUGCAAGCUCAUUGCCGUGGCUACCUGGUGAGGAACGGACUAAAGGAGAGGAUGAACUUCCUGAAAUCUCAAGAGCCAGCUGUCACGUGUAUACAGGCCCACUGGAAAGGCUACCAGCAAAGGAAGAAGUUCAAAGACCGUAAGCAGUAUUUGGAAGACCACAGUGAAGAUGUUGUCAAGAUCCAGUCCAUGGUUCGCAUGCACCAAGCUCGUAAGAAGUAUAGGGAUCGUCUAAAGUACUUCCAAGAUCACAUCAAUGAUGUGGUGAAGAUUCAGGCUUUCAUUAGAGCCAACAAGGCCAGGGAUGACUACAAGACGUUGAUCAGUGCUGAAGACCCUCCAAUGGCGGUGGUGAGGAAAUUUGUCCACCUGCUGGACCACAGUGACCAGGACUUCCAGGAGGAGCUGGAACUGAUGAGGCUCCGUGAGGAGGUGGUCACCAACAUUCGCUCUAACCAGCAGUUGGAGAACGACCUGAACCUGAUGGACAUCAAGAUCGGUCUGCUGGUGAAGAACAAGAUCACGCUGCAGGAGGUGGUGUCCCACAGCAAGAAGCUGACCAAGAAGAAUAAAGGCCAGCUGUCUGACAUGAUGAUGAUGAACAAGCAGAGGGGAGGCCUGAAGGCUCUCAGCAAGGAGAAGAGGGUCAAACUGGAAGCCUACCAGCACCUGUUUUACCUGUUACAGACCAACCCCACAUAUCUCGCCAAGCUGAUCUUCCAGAUGCCACAGAAUAAAUCCACAAAGUUCAUGGACUCUGUAAUCUUCACCCUGUACAACUACGCCUCCAACCAGCGAGAGGAGUACCUGCUGCUCAAGCUCUUCAAAACUGCCCUGCAGGAAGAGAUCAAGUCGAAGGUAGACCAGAUGAAGGAGAUUGUGACAGGAAACCCUACAGUCAUCAAGAUGGUGGUGAGCUUCCACCGGGGCACUCGGGGCCAGAACGCUCUGAGGCAGAUCCUGGCACCGGUUGUCAAAGAGAUCAUGGAUGACAAAACGUUAAACAUCAAGACUGACCCGGUGGACAUUUAUAAAGGCUGGGUGAACCAGAUGGAGACGCAGACUGGAGAAGCCAGUAAGCUGCCUUAUGAUGUGACUCCCGAGCAGGCAAUGGCCCACGAGGAGGUGAGGACACGACUGGAAGCCUCCAUCAAGAACAUGAAGACGAUCACAGACAAAUUCCUGUCUGCUAUUGUCGUCUCGGUGGAUAAAAUUCCGUACGGGAUGCGGUUCAUCUCCAAGGUGCUCAACGACACCCUCCAUGAGAAGUUCCCAGAUGCUACAGAGGAUGAGCUGCUCAAGAUUGUGGGGAACCUCUUGUAUUACCGCUACAUGAAUCCGGCCAUCGUGGCUCCGGAUGCCUUUGAUAUCAUUGAGGUGUCGGCGGGUGGCCAACUGACCACUGAGCAGCGACGAAACCUGGGCUCUGUCGCCAAAAUGCUGCAGCACGCUGCCUCCAACAAGAUGUUUCUGGGAGAUAAUGCCCACCUCAAUCCCAUCAAUGAAUAUCUGAGCGCCUCUCAUCAGAAGUUCAGGCGUUUCUUCCUCGCAGCGUGCGACGUUCCCUCACUGGAAGAUAAAUUUAAUGUGGAUCAGUACUCUGACUUGGUCACUGUCACCAAACCUGUCAUCUACAUCUCCAUUGGAGAAAUUAUCAACACUCACACGCUGCUGCUGGACCAUCAGGACGCCAUCGCUCCAGAGCACAAUGACCCAAUCCAUGAGCUGCUAGAGGACCUGGGCGAGGUUCCCACUAUAGAGUCCCUCAUUGGUGAAAACCCUCUCCCUCCUGAUGACCCCAGCAAAGAGCUGAUGGGGAAGACUGAGGUUUCACUUACACUCACCAACAAGUUUGAUGUCCCUGGUGAGGCCAACGCGGAGAUGGACGCCAAGACUCUCUUGCUCAAUACCAAGAGGCUCAUUGUGGAUGUGAUCCGGUUCCAGCCCGGGGAGACACUGACUGAGAUCCUGGACUUGACAGCCAGCCCAGAACAGGAAACAGAGUACCAGCGGGCCAUGCAGAGGAGGGCCAUCCGAGAUGCCAAGACUCCAGAGAAGAUGAAGCAGGUCAAACCUGUUGUGGAUGACAGCCUGACACUGCAGGGCAAGAAGGACAAGAUCAAGAGCAACCUACAGAGACUGGCAGAGCUGGGAAAGGUUCACCCCGAGAACCGCUAUCAGGAUCUCAUCAACGACAUAGCCAAGGAUAUCAGAAAUCAGAGACGGUAUCGGCAGCGUAGGAAAGCCGAACUGGUGAAGCUUCAGCAGACCAACGCAGCGCUGAAUUCCAAGACCAAUUUUUACAAUGUGCAGAUUGAUUCUUAUAAUCAGUAUAUCAAGACGUGCAUGGACAACCUGGCCAGAAAGGGAAAACUGUCAAAGAAACCCGGCGACAACAAGGCCAAGAAGAGUAAACAGGUUUCACAGAAAUACACCGCCUCUCGCCUCCGCGAGAAAGGUGUGCUGAUUGCGAUUGAUGAUCUGCAGCCCAACCAAUUCAAGAAUGUUAUUUUUGAGAUUUCUCCAUCCGAGACCGUAGGAGUGUUUGAUGUGAAGGCCAAGUUAAUGGGUGUGCAUUUGGAGACAUUACAGCUAGAGUAUCAGGAUCUGCUCCAGCUGCAGUAUGAAGGCGUGGCGGUGAUGAAGCUCUUUGACAGGGCCACCAUCAAUGUCAACCUGCUCAUUUUCCUGCUCAACAAGAAAUUUUAUGGGAAAUAGAAAAAGAGCGGAGGAAAGGGCUACAGACACUGAUGUAACCACAAAACCCACCGAGGGUUGCACAAAGCCCUGACCUGAACCUACACAUUCCCAACUGCACUUCUCUAAUGUGCCUAUGCAAAGUUAUGCGCAUUAUUCUUUAUUAUGUUUGUGCUUUAUUCUUAAUGGAACAGUCCGUUGUGUGACUCGAGUGAGCACACCGCAGAAACUUGCUGGAGUCUUCUCUUUCUGUCUUGUUUGUAGCUGCAGCUCAGUCAGAGGUUUAAGAUUUGUAUUUUUGCUUUAAAUAUUAUGAACAUAUUGUGCAUGGGCUUUGAGUAGUUAUAAAAAUGUAUGGUUUAUGUAAAGAGAUCAUGUUGUAUAUCCAUCUUAGCUCAUAGAUGAUCUGCUCUUUUGACUGAUUAACAUCUCCUAUGCCAAGUGCCAGUGUACUUUUCAGCAGGGCUGUAGUGCAUGAAGACAGCAUUGUGCAGGUCCUGACUCGGUCUUGGACUCAACAGCUCUGUCUCCUCUGGGAUACUUUUGUGUUGCUGCUUGAGAUGAAUUAAAAUGAAAAGCUUAACAUUAUGGAGAAAUAAACAAACUCCUCCUUCCCUCUUCACUGUAGUUCAUUUUGAAAACAUUGCAGUAUUUUUCACAUAUUUGAAUAUGAUUUAGCUUUUCCUAUCUCUCUCUAAUUUGGACUUGACGCAUCUCAGCCCCCUGCCAAAUGAACACACAAGCAUUCUGAUGCCAAUACAAAGAGACGUAUUUUAAAAGAAAUGCAAACCUGUGUUGGUCUUACUGAGCUAUUGAACUCAAAACAUGGAUUUUUUAAAUAUACAUAAGUUUUAGAAUUUGUUUCAUGACAACUUCGCAUCACAACACUCCAGACCAGUCUGGACUGGACUGAGCUGGCCAUGACUACAGCCCUGGUGCUCAGAACUGACCUGCACUGUUUUUUGCUUUUGGCUCUGACACAGUAGAAGGAAUGUGGCACUUCUGUGCUAAUAGCACACAGAGCUGUGCAGGUGUCCUUAUCUAUUGGCUUUCUCAGAUGGCUUACUGGAAAUUCAAUUUUUUAAGUCUCUUUCAUGGUUUAUUUUUUAUCUUGUAUAGGCAAAACCGGUUAUAGUUACAGUACAUAGCAAAAUCAGUUUGGUAAAUGUAACAUGUCCAUCUGUAAAACAUAAGAUGGGACGCAUAAGCAGGACAUUGAAUGCAGAGAUUUUUGUUUUGUUGAAAAUUAUUCAGUAAAAUUCCCCUUAUUUAUAGUUUUUGUUGUUUAGUCAAUGUGAUAUCGUAGCUAAUGUCACUGAGCUUGAGGAUGUGCAGUAUAAGUCACUAGACUUGUGGGUCCAGUAGAUGUCACUCUAAACCAUCCACUUUUUUUGUCAGUUAGGUUGAGGCUCCACACAGACUUGUUGAACUAGAUGUUUGUCUUGUGUAAAGUUUCCAUGAUCGCAUGUUGACACUGUUCUUUGAAAUGGAGGAGACUGGGCUCUCUGUACGUUAUGGGCUCUCAAUCAUUCUGUCAGAUGAAUUUGACCUGUUUUAUAAUAAAGCUUUACAGAUCCA
This is a messenger RNA of Monopterus albus (swamp eel), 6740 nucleotides long. RefSeq names its product IQ motif containing GTPase activating protein 1 (gene iqgap1). The coding region runs from base 222 to 5183 and encodes 1653 amino acids. Gene Ontology annotation, molecular function: calmodulin binding; GTPase activator activity; actin filament binding. Gene Ontology annotation, cellular component: nucleus; cell cortex. The record is from RefSeq and is a predicted model, not a curated record. The transcript has 37 exons. Gene Ontology annotation, biological process: fibroblast migration; positive regulation of protein kinase activity; mitotic actomyosin contractile ring assembly actin filament organization. Lineage: Eukaryota; Metazoa; Chordata; Actinopteri; Synbranchiformes; Synbranchidae.